Messenger RNA from Penicillium antarcticum, 1101 nucleotides. Its product is annotated as SWIRM domain-containing protein. The transcript has a single exon. Gene Ontology annotation, molecular function: transcription coactivator activity; protein binding; chromatin binding. Lineage: Eukaryota; Fungi; Ascomycota; Eurotiomycetes; Eurotiales; Aspergillaceae. The coding region runs from base 1 to 1101 and encodes 366 amino acids. Gene Ontology annotation, biological process: chromatin remodeling; regulation of transcription by RNA polymerase II. The record is from RefSeq and is a predicted model, not a curated record. Gene Ontology annotation, cellular component: SAGA-type complex; nucleus.
AUGAAUCGUCUCCCCUCUGUUUCUAGCCUUAUGUCACCCCCCGAGACUAAACCACUCGAGACUUUUUCGGUCUCGCAUUCUCCGUUUGCAAAGCCUCGAGAUUCCUCCAUUGGUGACAUAAAGCUUCCACCCAUCUCAGCUGAUCGAAAGCGGACGCAGUCAGAGAUGGAUCUUCCAUCGCCACCCGUGACCCCGUACACAGGGAACAAGAAAUCCAAGUCACAGGCAUCCGACCAUGUCGAAAGAGACGGAUCAUCUAGGGAUCCCGUUCUCUUUCCUCGCCAGGACUCUAUUACUGAUGUUACUACCGAUGAACCGCUUUUCGGUCCCGUCAAUCCAUCCGCAGAGGCUCUCAUGGAGCAACACAUUAACUCUCAUAUGGCGAGGUUUGCAAACAAAGUGAAUAAACCCACCCGGGGUGAAUAUCUCCUGGCGCUCUCUUGUGUCCCUAUUGUCUCGACCCAGUAUAACCGCAACCCGGCCGCCUGGGCCCGCGAGGAACGAGAGACACUGGAGCGUCAGUUGGUUAUGAUGAACCGCUACCGCCCAGACUUCGAACCCAAGUUGAAGAAGAUUGCUCCUGCCCCAAAGAAGUUGGGAACUCAGCCCCGUGUGCAGCGGACCCGAGUCAAGCGCACCCCCAAAUCUACCCCCAAGCAACAGGUGCUCGACACUUUUGACUCCCCCCCAAUGUCGGUCUCCAAGCCACGUGCCCUGGGUACAAACAGGGAUGACACUGAUUUCCAUUCCCUCCCGGACUUCUCACCUCCGCUGGAGACGCUAGGCAGCAAUGCCAAAGCGUUGAAAGCCGAUUGGAAAGGGCAGAUGUUGGAUCUGAGCAAUGACCCGGACAGACAUCUUCUCAGUCCCGCCGAGCUCAACCUUGCUUCCACCCUUAGACUGUCUUGUGCCACAUACCUCUGCAGCAAACGCCGCAUCUUUGAUGCUCGGCUCCGAGCCCUCAGUGUUGGCAAAGAGUUCCGCAAGACAGAUGCUCAGCAGGCUUGCAAGAUCGAUGUCAACAAAGCAAGCAAGCUUUGGACUGCCUACGAACGUGUGGGCUGGUUCAAGCCUGAAUUCUUUCAUGAACAUUUGAAUUGA